Messenger RNA from Empidonax traillii (willow flycatcher), 1635 nucleotides. Its product is annotated as flocculation protein FLO11-like. The transcript has 3 exons. The annotation marks the transcript as partial. The record is from RefSeq and is a predicted model, not a curated record. NCBI's taxonomy places the organism in Eukaryota, Metazoa, Chordata, Aves, Passeriformes, Tyrannidae.
AGCCCCUCAGAGGGGAGCAAGGCCGUGCUGGACAUACCCAAGCCCAUCAGCCCUGAGAUCCUGAGUGAGACUGAGCCUGUGAUUCCAUCUGAGCAACAGGUGAUGGAACAGGGAGACCAGGAACAAAGCAGGGCUGCAGAAAUGCAAGGAACACCAACAGGGACAGAGAGCCCGGUGCCUGCCCCACAGAGCCCCUCAGAGGGCAGCCAGUCCCUGCUGGACACAGACCAGCAAAUCCCCACUGAGACCCCGAGCAAGGCUGAGCCUGUGAUCCAGGGAUCCAGCCAGGAGCUGAUGGAACAGGGAGACCAGGAACAAACCAGGGCUGCAGAAAUGCAAAUAACACCAACAGGGACAGAGAGCCCGGUCCCUGCCCCACAGAGCCCCUCAGAGGGCAGCCAGGCCGUGCUGGACAUGGCCGAGCUCAUCACCACUGACAUCCUGAGGAAGGCUGAGCUUGAGAUGCAGGGAUCCAGCCAGGAGCUGGAGGAACAAGGAGACCUGGAACAAAGCACAGCUGCAGUCUUGGAAACAGUUCCAGCAGAAGAAAGCAGAGAGAGCCUGGUGUCUGCCCCACACAGCCCCUGCUCCACUGCCAGCCCCUUGGCUUCCAGCCUGGAAGUCCUGGUGGCCAGUGAGCAGCAGGAGGACACAGAGGGGAGGUCAGUGCUGUCACUGCUGUCUGUGCAAGAGACUGAGGAGGGGACCUCGGCUGGGGAGGAGGAGUGGAAAUCAUUCCCAGAGCAAGGGGAAGAGGUCAGAGAGCCAGAGCUGUCCCCGUGGGAAGAGGACAUCCCCUCCAAUCUCUCUGAGGAGGCCUUGGGCCCAGGGAAGCAGGAGAACCCCCAGGCUGUUGCCCAGGAGGGGCCCAGCUCUGCCAGCAGCGUGGGCACACAGGUGGCAGCAGAGGCAGCCCGUGAGCUGCCCAGCCCAGCUCCUGCCCCGCUGACUCCCACGGAGGCCGAGCCGGCAGCUGCUGCCCCGGCCGGAGCUGCUGAGGAGGAGGAGCCCCAGGGGCCUCUGGCUCCUGAGGAGCCAAAGGCAGAAGGUUCUGCAGCCUCUGGGGAGCUGGUGCCAUCAGCAGGGACACAGAGCCCGGUGCCUGCCCCACAGAGCCCCUCAGAGGGCAGCCAGGCCCUGCUGGACACAGACCAGUCCAGCAGCAGUGAAUUCCUCAGCAAGGCUAAGCUGAAGAUCCAGGGAUCCGGCCGCGAGCGGGUGGAACAGGGAGACCUGGAAGAAAGCACGGACACAGAAACAGGAACAGCAAUUACAGCAGACGGGGAAGGGAGCCCAGUCCCUGCCCCACAGAGCCCCUCAGAGGGCAGCCAGACCCUCCUGAACAUGGCCGAGCUCAUCACUAAUGAGAUCCUGAGCCAGGCUGAGGUUGAUAUCCAGGGAUCUGAGCAGCAGAUGAUGGAACAGGGAGACCUGGAAGAAAGCACGGACACAGAAACAGCAACAGCCAUUACAGCAGAUGGGGAAGGGAGCCCGGUCCCUGCCCCACAGAGCCCCUGCAGCCCCCCCAGCUCCUCAGCUGCCAGCCUGGAAGGCCAGGCUCUCAGGGAGCAGCAGGAGGAGGCAGAGAGGGGGUCAUUCCUGUUGAAAUUUGCCGCCUAUGGGCGGUAUGGUUAA